AUGCCUGACGAUCCAGAAGGUUCGUCGGAGCUCUCCGACCCUCCCUCGUCCUCUGAGGAGGAGAGAGAUGAAAACGCACCUCCUCGUCGUCGCCGUGGUCCCUCGUCUCGCAAGCUCCGUAAGGCCCGCGAGAAGAAGCAGAAGGCUGCUGCUGCCGCAGCAAAACAAGUUCCCAAGCCUGCCUUGCCUGUCGCUCUCUACUUUCUCGACUACUGCCGCGCCCACCCCGGUCCUACCAAGGACCUUGAAAAAGACGAGCAGAAGAUCAAGGAGAAGCGCCGCAUUGCGGCUAAGGUUAUCCUCGAUGGUAUCGCCGACAACACCUUUCCUGAUAAGCACGACAUUCGCCUUCGCGAGGCGGGGGUGAACUUGGGUUAA
Fusarium fujikuroi IMI 58289 is the source of this 378-nucleotide messenger RNA. RefSeq lists its product as uncharacterized. NCBI's taxonomy places the organism in Eukaryota, Fungi, Ascomycota, Sordariomycetes, Hypocreales, Nectriaceae. The record is from RefSeq and is a predicted model, not a curated record. The transcript has 4 exons. The coding region runs from base 1 to 378 and encodes 125 amino acids.